AUGGAUAUCACUAGUUUUAGCCAAUUGGAUGGUGAAUCGUUGUAUGAAACUUGGGAACGGUUUAGAGAGUUGCUUCGGAGAUGUCCACAUCAUGGACUUCCCGAUUGGCUAAUCGUACAAACUUUCUACAAUGGUUUAUCUUUCUCUACUAAAACUACCAUCGAUGCAGCCGCAGGUGGAGCUUUAAUGGGUAAAUCACCCCAAGAAGCUCAAAGUUUAAUAGAAGAAAUGGCCGCAAACAACUACCAAUGGGCCAAUGAGAGAGGUAAUCCGAGACGCCACGCAGAUAUGAUUGAAAUGGACACUCUUAACAUGUUGGGUGCCCAAAUGAACAAUGUGGUGAAGUUACUCAAUAGGCAAGCCGGAGUUGGUUCAAGUUCAUCUAAUGCACAUGUGGCGUGUUGUUCCGUAUGUGGAGGUGAACAUGAUACUAAUGAUUGUGUUGAUUUUGAGCAGGUACAAUUUGUUAACAACUAUAAUCGAAAUGCUCAAAAUAAUCCCUACUCAAACACUUACAAUCCGGGGUGGAGAAAUCAUCCAAACUUUGUAUGGAAAGAUCAAAGCAAUCAACAUAGGCCAACCAAUCCGCCGGGAUUCCAACCUAGGCAACCACAAGCGGAAACUAAACUAGGUUGGGAGAUCGCAGUGGAAAAGCUUGCCAAAGUUACUUCGGAUAGGUUUGAGCGAGUAGAAGGAAGAUUGGACCAACUUACUACAAUGUAUCGGAAUGUUGAGGUCCAAAUUGGCCAAAUUGCUGGUUCUCUCAAUAACAGAAAUCAAGGAGAAUUGCCUAGUAAGACGGAGUUAGAAGAUCCUCCAGUGGUUGAAAGUGAGAAAAAUGAGAGGGAAAAACAAGAAGAAAAGGAGAGGAACCAAGAGGCAAGUUUGGAGGAAGAUAGUCGGGAGAAACCAAGAGAAGAUCAACCAUCAUCUUCCACUACCAUCCCAAUACCUCCGGCGGUUCCAUUUCCUCAAAGACUCAAGCCAAAUAAGAUUGAUAAAGAAUUUGAAAAGUUUGUUAAAAUUUUCAAACAAUUGCACAUAAAUAUCCCUUUUGCCGAUGCUAUUUUGCAGAUUCCUUCAUAUGCCAAGUUUCUCAAAGAGAUCAUGACGCGAAAGAGGAAAUUGGAGGAUUGCGAAACAAUAGCAUUAACAGAGGAGUGCAGUGCCAUCAUACAAAACAAACUACCACUAAAAUUGAAGGAUCCGAGAAGCUUUUCUAUACCUUGCACUAUUGGUAACAUCGACUUUUCUAAAGCAUUAUAUGACCUUGGUUCUAGUGUAUCAUUAAUUCCUUUAACGGUAGCAAGACAAUUAGGUUUGCAUGAGCUUAAAUGCACUAAUCUUACCUUGCAACUAGCGGAUAGGUCUAUUAGAUAUCCAUUGGGAGUAUUGGAGAAUGUAUUGAUUAAGGUUCAAAAAUUUAUCAUUCCCGUGGAUUUUGUGGUCUUAGAUAUGGAAGAAGAUAUAUCUAUGCCCAUUAUACUUGGUAGACCAUUUCUAGCAACUGCAGGCAUGCAAGAGGGAGAUUGUGAAGCAAUUGAAGAAGUGGCCAAGUAUUUGGAUUUUCAAGCACCCUAUAAUAGGGGUAAUGCCUAUGAAAGUCUUGGCCAAGGAAAAGGACUACCACCACCUUCGGAGAUUGAACCUCCAAAAUUAGAGCUCAAGCCACUUCCAACUCAUCUAAGGUACGAGUUUCUUGGAGAAAACAAUACUUUACCGGUCAUUGUUAGUGCUUACCUAGAUGAAAAGCAAUGUGCAAAGUAG
Molecule: messenger RNA, 1767 nt
Organism: Coffea arabica (coffee)
Lineage: Eukaryota; Viridiplantae; Streptophyta; Magnoliopsida; Gentianales; Rubiaceae
Source: RefSeq, a predicted model, not a curated record